AUGGGAUCUCUCAGUGCUGGAGGAACUUUCAUUAGCCAGCUGGGGCUCAGCCCAUGGCUUGUCUACUCCGUGGCUGGCUUUGCCUUCUAUCUUAUACUAUGCUCUUCUUUGCGGUUCCAGAGACUCAACUCGAUGCGCCGGCGCUUCAACUACCCAGAUCGUGAAUCAUUGUCCCGUAUGACGAAUGAAGAUGCACAAAAGAUUGUCCACGCCGUUAGCGUCUAUGAGUUUCCCCUCCUUUACGAUCUGGCCCUCAAAUACGCGAUUUUCAAGGUUGGCUUUUGCUAUGAUGAUACUUCGGUGUUACUUACCAGCUACGUCACUUUCGCCCCGGGGUCGGACACCCUAGCACACAGUAUUGCUCGGACAAAUUUCAUGCACAAUCCGUAUUUACAGUCCGGUAAGAUUAAGAACGAAGAUAUGUUGUACGUACUCUUUGACAACAUGUAUGAGCCGGUGCGCUUCAUGAAACUUUACGAGUGGCGAGAGCUGUCAGAUAUGGAGGUGGCAGCAUUUGCAACCGUGUGGAGGUAUCUUGGCGACAUGUUGGAAAUUGAUUUCAAAGCCGAGCUAGGAAAAGAUGAGUGGAAAGAUGGUAUUGAGUUCUUCGACGAUAUGGUCAUCUGGGCCAAGGAUUUCCAAAUGAAGCACUUGGAACCCUCACCAAGUAUCACUAAACUUGGCGAGACAUUGAGAGAUUUACUUUUGUCGGCUUAUCCUGAGUUUAUGCGAGGACCCAUGAAUAAGAUCCUUAUGGUUCUCGUAGGCGAGCGUCUGCGCAAUGUUUUUGGUUUUGAUGAACCCGGAAUGCUGGAGGCAUCCUUCACAUACACUUUCCUUCUUGUACGAAAAUUUGUCCUACGCUAUCUCACUCUGCCUCGCAUAUUCCCCGAGCAGUACAUCAGUCAGCCUGAUGCCGUGACGGGACGUAUUCAACACUAUAAGUGGCUCAAGGACCCUUGGUAUACGCCUGCUACUUUCUGGUCUCGCUGGGGUCCCGAAGCUUGGUUCCGGCGAGCAUUUGGCCUCAAGAUUGCUGGAGAUGGUGGUGAAGUAAUGAGACCAGGAGGCUUUUUAUUCGAGGAUAUUGGGCCACGCAACAAGAUGGGUAAAGGAAUGGAGGAGACUGCUCAACUAGCAAGAAUUGCUCAUACAAGAGUGGCUGCUGGAGGCUGUCCUUUUGCACUGCCCAGGAAGUCUUGA
Molecule: messenger RNA, 1203 nt
Organism: Trichoderma gamsii
Lineage: Eukaryota; Fungi; Ascomycota; Sordariomycetes; Hypocreales; Hypocreaceae
Exons: 4
Coding region: 1-1203 (400 amino acids)
Molecular function (GO): oxidoreductase activity
Source: RefSeq, a predicted model, not a curated record